Megalopta genalis is the source of this 765-nucleotide messenger RNA. RefSeq lists its product as uncharacterized. Lineage: Eukaryota; Metazoa; Arthropoda; Insecta; Hymenoptera; Halictidae. The record is from RefSeq and is a predicted model, not a curated record.
AUGGAAGUCACGGGACCGCAACAGAUUUUGAUUUCGAAAAGAGAUUACAUCUCGAAGAUUAAUGAUAUCCGCGACACGGUGAACUCUCUGGAGGAAAGCUUGAUGGUGUCCCGCAGUCUCGAGGCUGAACGGUGGUUGAGAUACACAACUUUAAAGACGAAGAGCAAAUUAGUUGCGGACGACCUGAGGAAAGCGAACAAGCGCAACAAGAACAUGUUGAACCUGUUCAGGCAGAGCGUGACGGACGUCCGGCUUGGGAAUGAGAUCGCGUUGCCGGAGUCCCUGAAGAAAGAAGUGCAAAAAACUUGGCAUCAGAAAUACGACUCGUUGCUGUUGCAAAAUGACCAGCUGAAGAAAGAGCUCGCGACCGCCAAUCGGUUUCUCGAAGAAAAAUGCGUGGAGGUCGACGAUCUUCAGCAAAAGAUGCUAGGUCUCGGGGAUAGGCUCGCGGAGAGUAACGAGGCCGUUGAAAAUGUUUGCAGAAAGUAUUUGAGGCUUAAGAAAUCCAAGGAUCAGCAGGAAGUCUUGUUGCGAGGUUCCAUCGAGACGCUACAGUACAUGUUGAAGAAAGCAAGCGGCACGACUACAGGGACGAUCGCAAUGUCCUUGAAUCCGAGCAAGGAGAUGCUGCUGGCCCAAGAAAUUCGUCGCAGCGAUCGUCUGGCACACGAGAACUCUCUACUGAGAGUCCUUUUGCAGGAGGCAAGACGCGACAGCAGGACCAACGAGAUCAAUACGGUUUCCUACGAAAGCAUUCGUAGAUAA